AUGCAGAUGCUUCGUCGCUUGCCAUUCAGGCCCAGCCUCGCCAGGGCCGCCCCAUUGCGGCGGUUCUGCGGCCCGGGCUCUGAUUUGCAGGAGCUUGAUCCUCGCACCUUCCUCAUCGUGGACGUGAGGCAGGACAAGCCAGGUGUUCUGGGCGAGAUAUGCGAGCUUUUUACUCGCUCGUCCAUCAACAUGACGCACAUCGAGUCGCGCUUCAAGUCCUUUGCACGAGACGGGCCCUCCUUUCAUAUCGACUUCCAAGGGCGCCUUGAGGACUCCGAGGUGCAGAGUUUGAUGAAGGACAUCAAGGUGCUGCCGGGUGUCUACGAUGUGAGUGCGCAGCGCCCACGGGAUGUGCCUUGGUUUCCUCUGAACAUUCGGGAGCUGGAUCUGACAAUAGAUACGCUGGAUGGCGGUACCGCCCUCAUCAACAAGGACCACCCGGGCUUUAACGACCCCGCAUACCGAGACAGGCGCACUGAGAUUGUGUCUUUGGCGAAGGCCUACCGGCAUGGGGACAAACUGCCGCGCAUCCAGUACACAGACAAGGAGACAGCAACUUGGCAGGCAGUCUAUGAGAGGCUGACUGCCCUGCACGAGAAAUGGGCCUGCACGGAGUACCGAGAGAUGCUGCCCCAGAUGGAGAAGUACUGCGGCUAUGCGCCGAACAACAUCCCUCAGCUGGGGGACAUCUCCGACUUUCUGCAGCAGCGGACUGGCUUCACUUUGCGGCCCAUCAGUGGCCUGCUGUCUGCCCGGGACUUCCUCAAUGCCUUGGCUUUCCGUGUAUUUUACUCCACGCAGUACAUCAGGCAUCAUGGGAAUCCUUUCUACACGCCAGAGCCCGACAUCUGCCACGAGCUCCUGGGCCACGUGCCGCUCUUCGCGAACCCCGCCUUCGCGGACUUCUCUCAGGAGAUCGGCUUGGCAUCUUUGGCCGCGUCGGAUGAUGACGUGGCAAAGCUGGCGUCGGUGUACUGGUUCACAGUGGAGUUCGGCCUGCUUCGCGAAGGCGGCCAGGUGAAAGCGUUCGGCGCGGGGGUGUUGAGCUCCUUCGGCGAGAUGGAGUGGGCCUGCUCGGGCGCGCCUUCCCAGGAGUGCAGGGACAUGGGCAGCAUGAAGGACCUGCUGCAGCCUGAGCUGAGACCAUUGGACCCCUGGGAGGCCGCCAGGCAGGAGUACCCGAUUACCACCUACCAGCCGGUGAUGUUUUGCGCAGACAGCUUGCAGGAUGCAAAGCACAAGAUCUCCCAGUUCUGCGAUUCUUUGACGAGGCCAUUUUUCCCGCAGUACGACCCAUUGACGCAAAACAUCCGCGUCACCAAAUCCGUGCUGCGGGUUCCCCGGGUGUCGACUGUGGAACUGCAGCAAAAGAAGCAGCAGCAAUUCUUCAAGGACAAGAUGGCAGAAGCGGAUUCGACAGAGGCCGAGUAG
Messenger RNA from Effrenium voratum, 1431 nucleotides. The record is from the annotation of a GenBank genome assembly. Lineage: Eukaryota; Dinophyceae; Suessiales; Symbiodiniaceae.